This is a messenger RNA of Myiozetetes cayanensis, 1647 nucleotides long. It is a transcript of the gene PIGK, whose product is annotated as phosphatidylinositol glycan anchor biosynthesis class K. The coding region runs from base 24 to 1202 and encodes 392 amino acids. Gene Ontology annotation, biological process: protein localization to cell surface; attachment of GPI anchor to protein; proteolysis. Gene Ontology annotation, molecular function: GPI-anchor transamidase activity. Gene Ontology annotation, cellular component: GPI-anchor transamidase complex. The record is from RefSeq and is a predicted model, not a curated record. NCBI's taxonomy places the organism in Eukaryota, Metazoa, Chordata, Aves, Passeriformes, Tyrannidae. The transcript has 11 exons.
GUGAGCGCAGGGGGCGGGGUGCGAUGGCGGCCGCCCUGCCCGGGCUGUGCCGGGCCCGGGUCACCGCCGCGCUGCUCCUGGGCUGCUGCGGGGCAGCGCUGGCCGGCGGCGUCCAGGAGCAAGCAGAACAGUUCUUUAGAAGUGGACAUACAAAUAACUGGGCGGUUUUGGUGUGUACGUCUCGAUUCUGGUUUAAUUAUCGUCAUGUGGCAAACACCCUUUCAGUGUACAGAAGUGUCAAGAGGCUGGGCAUUCCUGAUAGCCACAUUGUCCUGAUGCUGGCAGAUGACAUGGCCUGUAAUCCCAGAAAUCCCAAACCGGCUACCGUGUUCAGCCACAAAAACAUGGAGCUCAACGUCUAUGGAGAUGAUGUGGAGGUGGAUUACAGGAGCUAUGAGGUCACUGUGGAAAAUUUCCUGCGUGUGUUGACGGGGAGGAUCCCACCGAGCACCCCGCGGUCUAAACGGCUUCUCUCUGAUGACAGAAGCAAUAUUCUGAUAUAUAUGACAGGCCAUGGGGGAAACGGUUUCCUAAAAUUUCAGGAUUCUGAGGAAAUCACCAAUGUAGAACUUGCUGAUGCCUUUGAACAAAUGUGGCAGAAGAGGAGGUACAAUGAGCUGUUGUUUAUUAUUGACACUUGCCAAGGAGCAUCCAUGUACGAACGGUUUUAUUCACCCAACAUAAUGGCCUUGGCUAGCAGCCAAGUAGGAGAAGAUUCUUUAUCACAUCAGCCUGACCUUGGGAUUGGUGUUCAUCUCAUGGACAGAUACACCUUCUACGUGCUGGAGUUCUUGGAAGAAAUUCAUCCUGCCAGUCAGACAAAUAUGAAUGACCUGUUUCAGGUGUGUCCAAAAAGCUUGUGUGUUUCCACGCCCGGGCAUCGAACCGAUCUGUUCCAGCGGGACCCUGGCAACGUUCUGAUCACGGAUUUCUUCGGCAGCGUGCGCAAGGUGGAGAUCACGGCAGAGACGCUCGCUCUGGACCGGGACGUGGCUGCUUUUGAGAGCAAGUUUCCAGAGGAAGAGUUGGCUGCAGAACCCCUGAAAUACGCUGAACAACUUCCCGUAGCUCAGAUCAUACACCAGAAACCAAAACAAAAGGAUUGGCAUCCUCCUGGAGGGUUUAUUUUAGGACUCUGGGCGCUGAUCAUCCUGGUUUUCUUCAAGACAUACGGAAUCAAGCACAUGAAAUACGUCUUCUGAACUGGAACAAGCAAGAUUGUGCUACUUUGGGUUUGGGUUCCUGGGUAUCACAACAUGUGUUCUCUGCAGGUGGAUUGUGGUUGUGGUGAAAAACAGUGUUGAGAUCUCACUUUCUGGAGGUUCUUUUGAAGUCAUCUUUUCUUCCCCUUCCUUCUGGAAAGAUUCUAACCAAUGGUUUUAAUGUUAUUUUACUUUGUUUGGUUUUAAACCUAUUUGAAUGCUUUUCUGAGCAUUUUUUUUUUUUUUCUUUCUGAUUAAACUUGUAAAGGGGCAGGAUUCUAAACCCAGUGACAAGGUUGCUUCUGAAUUGUAAAUGGGCAGAUUCUUUUCCCCAUGCUUCAAAGUAAAUCUUGGAAAUAGUCACCUAUCACUGAAGAGCUGGACAUUGUGUAGAAUGUUAUUUAAGAUGUCAUUUUAUCAAUAAAAACUUAGGCCACUUUGCAGA